Molecule: messenger RNA, 918 nt
Organism: Sclerotinia sclerotiorum 1980 UF-70
Lineage: Eukaryota; Fungi; Ascomycota; Leotiomycetes; Helotiales; Sclerotiniaceae
Exons: 4
Coding region: 1-918 (305 amino acids)
Biological process (GO): Golgi organization
Cellular component (GO): endoplasmic reticulum; membrane; endoplasmic reticulum-Golgi intermediate compartment
Source: RefSeq, a predicted model, not a curated record
AUGUCAAUACGCGGUACUGCAGGGUAUAAUUUGGGUGGCCAGAACUCAUUUGGAGGAGGACCAAGUAUGGGCGGUAUGGACAAACCGAAUGAACCCGGUGCUCUCGACGCGAUAAGGGAGCAAACAAGCAAAAUCGAGGAUUUCUUGGAUACUUUAAGUGAUCCUGUUAAGCCUUACUUGCCAGCUAUCGGACGAUUCCUUAUUGUUGUUACAUUCUUGGAGGAUGCAUUGAGAAUAAUUACACAGUGGAGCGAUCAGCUAUUAUAUCUGCAUGAUUACCGACACAUCCCAAGCGGUCUCACACAUCUUUUCCUAAUCGUUAACGUACUCGCUAUGAUCUCAUGCUCUACACUAGUUAUCGCACGAAGAUACUCGGAUUAUGCUGUUGGUGGAUUGAUUGGCGUUGUAGUGGUACAAGCUCUCGGAUAUGGUCUCAUUUUCGAUCUCAACUUCUUCCUCCGAAAUCUUUCAGUCAUGGGAGGCCUAUUGAUGGUUUUGUCCGAUUCAUGGGUCCGCAAAUCAAAGGCAUUCGCAGGUCUCCCAGAAAUAGAUGAGAAGGACCGCAAAAUGUACUUCCAGCUUGCUGGUCGUGUCUUGUUGAUCUUCCUCUUUGUCGGGUUCGUUUUCAGUGGCACUUGGAGCCUUUGGAGAGUGAUUGUGGCAUUUUUCGGUCUCGUAGCCUGCGUUAUGGUUGUCGUGGGCUUCAAGGCAAAGUUCAGUGCUAUCAUGCUUGUUCUUAUCUUGAGUGUUUUCAACGUAUUGGUGAACAACUUUUGGACUCUUCACGAACACCACCCCCACAAGGACUUCGCAAAGUAUGAUUUCUUCCAAAUUCUAUCCAUUGUAGGAGGCCUCCUCCUCCUUGUCAACAGCGGACCAGGGAAAUACUCAAUCGAUGAGAAGAAGAAGGUCUAUUAA